This is a messenger RNA of Tachyglossus aculeatus (Australian echidna), 3889 nucleotides long. RefSeq names its product PAX3 and PAX7 binding protein 1 (gene PAXBP1). The coding region runs from base 31 to 2799 and encodes 922 amino acids. Gene Ontology annotation, cellular component: nucleus. Lineage: Eukaryota; Metazoa; Chordata; Mammalia; Monotremata; Tachyglossidae. The record is from RefSeq and is a predicted model, not a curated record. Gene Ontology annotation, molecular function: DNA binding. The transcript is spliced from 18 exons. Gene Ontology annotation, biological process: positive regulation of transcription by RNA polymerase II; mRNA splicing, via spliceosome.
GACGACGGCGGCGGCGGCGGGGACGACGACAUGUUCCGCAAGGUGAGGAGGGUGAACGUGCGCAAGAGGAACGACUCGGAGGAGGAAGAGGAGCCGGAGGAGAAGGAGGAGCAACAGCAGCAGCAGCAGCAGCAAGAGCGAGACGAGGAGCCGGCGGAGGCGGAGGACGCGGGGCCCGGGGAGCCGGUCGUCCCCUCAGCCUCUCCUCAGCCCCUCCUUCCUCCUCCUCCUCAGCCCCUUCCUCCUCCUCCUCCUCUUCCUCCUCCUCAGCAACCCCCCGCCUGCUGCCACGACCCCGGCAACGGGCUCAGGCCCCGCAAGAGGCCGCGGGACUCCAGAGAGGCCCCCAGGACCACCAGCCUCCUCAGUUUCCAGGACGACGACGAAGAAGCUGAAGAAGUUUUUAAAGUGAAGAAAUCAAGUUAUAGCAAAAAGAUAGUAAAGCUGCUGAAGAAAGAAUAUAAAGAAGAUCUUGAAAAAUCAAAGGUUAAGACAGACCUCAAUUCACUUCCUGACUCCGAACAGCCUUUGACCAAAGCAGGGCACGUUAAGGACUCUAGUCAAGAGGAUGGGGCCGGAGCCAGCGAACAUGGCGAAGAAGAGAUGGAGGUGGAAAGCGAAAAGGAGGAAGAAAAACCAAAAACCGGAGGAGCUUUUUCAAGCGCUUUAUCGUCCCUGAACGUUCUCCGUCCAGGAGAAAUCCCAGAUGCGGCGUUCAUUCACGCGGCGAGGAAAAAGCGUCAGAUGGCCCGGGAACUGGGCGAUUUCACACCCCACGAAAAUGAGGCCGGUAAAGGCCGCCUCGUCCGAGAGGAUGAAAACGAUGCCAGUGACGACGAGGACGACGACGAGAAGCGGCGAAUCGUUUUUUCUGUAAAGGAAAAAUCGCAGAGGCAGAAGAUCGCCGAGGAAAUAGGGAUCGAGGGGAGUGAUGACGAAGCUUUAGUCACCGGUGAGCAGGAUGAAGAACUCAGUCGGUGGGAGCAGGAGCAGAUAAGAAAAGGAAUCAACAUACCUCAGGUCCAAUCGAGUCAGCCUGCCGAAGUGAGCACGUACUACCAGAAUUCGUACCAGGCGAUGCCUUACGGCUCGUCUUUCGCCAUCCCUUACACCUACGGCGCCUUCGGAUCGUCGGAAGCCAAAUCGCCCAAAACAGAUAAUACGGUCCCUUUCAAAAGUCCCAGUAAUGAGAUGACUCCUGUUACUAUUGAUUUGGUAAAGAAACAGCUUAAAGACAGGUUGGACUCGAUGAAAGACGUCCACCGAGCAAACCGGCAGCAGUACGAAAAGCACAAGCAAAGCCGAGCGGACUCUACCCGGACCAUUGAGCGGCUGGAAGGGUCUUCCGGGGGGAUCGGUGAACGGUACAGAUUUUUGCAAGAAAUGCGAGGGUAUGUCCAAGACUUGCUUGAGUGUUUCAGCGAAAAGGUGCCCCUGAUUAACGAGCUUGAGUCCGCCAUGCAUCAGCUGUACAAACAGCGAGCUUCCCGCCUUGUCCAAAGACGACAAGAUGAUAUUAAAGAUGAAUCUUCGGAGUUUUCAAGCCAUUCAAAUAAAGCUCUCAUGGCCCCAAAUCUUGACUCUUUUGGGCGAGAUCGCGCGCUGUAUCAAGAGCACGCCAAACGUCGGAUCGCGGAGCGAGAGGCCAGGAGGACCCGUCGGAGACAGGCGAGGGAGCAGUUGGGCAAGAUGGCGGAUCACCUCGAAGGCCUUUCCAGUGACGAUGAAGAAACAUCCACGGACAUCACGAAUUUCAACCUGGAAAGAGAUCGCAUAUCCAGAGAGUCCAGCAAAGUCUUCGAAGACGUCCUGGAGAGCUUCUAUUCGAUUGAUUGCAUCAAGUCCCAGUUCGAAAUCUGGCGGUCCAAGUACUUCACUUCCUAUAAGGAUGCGUAUAUUGGUCUUUGUUUACCUCAAUUAUUUCAUCCUCUAAUAAGGUUGCAACUUCUUUCUUGGACUCCCUUGGAGGCCAAGUGCCGGGACUUCGAGAGCAUGCUGUGGUUCGAGUCCUUGCUGUUUUACGGCUGCGAAGAGCAGGAGCAGGAGAAGGAGGACGCCGACGUGGCCCUGCUCCCGACCAUUGUGGAAAAAGUGAUCCUCCCCAAACUGACAGGGAUCGCCGAAAAUACGUGGGAUCCUUUUUCGACGACGCAGACGGCGCGGAUGGUCGGGAUCACCCUGAAGCUGAUCAGCGGCUACCCCUCGGUGGUCAACGCGGAAAACAAAAACACCCAGGUAUAUUUAAAGGCACUUUUGUUAAGGAUGCGAAGAACUUUGGACGACGACGUGUUCAUGCCCUUGUAUCCUAAGAAUACCUUGGAAAAUAAAAACUCUGGGCCUUACUUGUUUUUUCAACGCCAGUUUUGGUCGUCGGUUAAGUUGUUGGGAAACUUUCUGCAGUGGUACGGAAUCCUUUCCAAUAAGACCCUCCAGGAGUUAUCCAUAGAUGGCUUGCUAAAUCGAUACAUCCUUAUGGCUUUUCAGAACUCAGACUGCGGAGAUGACAGCAUCAAAAAAGCUCAAAAUGUCAUCAAUUGCUUCCCUAAACAGUGGUUCGUGAACCUGAAAGGAGAAAAGACGGUUUCCCAGUUAGAAAACUUCUGCAGAUACCUAGUUCACCUGGCCGAUACAAUUUACAGAAACAGCAUCGGCUGCUCAGAUGUAGAGAAAAGAAAUGCAAGAGAAAACAUCAAACAGAUCAUAAAGCUCCUCGCAAGUAUCCGAGCUCUCGACCACGCUGUGACGGUGGCCAACGACCACAAUGUCAAAGAACUGAAAACCUUAAUUGAGGGAAAAUAGAGCCUUUCACCAAGAGCAGCGUCACUGGAGCUUUAGAAGCCUUACUCCUCAUGUAAUUUUUGUAUAUAUGUAAAGUUUCUUAAACUGUAUAAACUGUUGAUCCCUGUUUUAAUACAGAGAGCAUUCUUAUAUACCAUAAUGCAUCCCUAUCAAGAAAGGUCUCUUUGGAAAACGGAAAUCCAGAAAGAUGACUUUCGAGAGUAGGAAUAGCAUUGUCCCGAUCGCCUCUCGAAAAGCCACAUUUUUUAACACCCCCUCGCGCCCCCCCCAACCGUCAAUCAGCCGUCUCUUGGGCUGCUUGACUCCUGCUAAACUGGCGUGUGUGUAAUGUCAGAUGUAUAAUCAUGUGCUUAUAUUUUUUACCAUUGUGGAAUCCCUUGCCCUAUGGAAAUCAUGGUGUUUUUUUUACAAUUGGAGAUUCAUUUUUUUCCAUUACCGAGUUCUGCAGCAGAAAGUUGUCCGGGGGACUUGCCUGCGGCGUUGCAGAAAUGAUUUAAAAAAAAGGGCUAGAAUAACUUGGAAAUAAUAGCGUCAAUUGGCUUGAAUUGGACCGCCUCGGUUGGACUCUCCGGAGACCGCAAUCCUUCAGCUGUCGAGUUUCGCGUUGACUCGCUCCGGGGAGAUCGUUCCCCUCCCUGUACCGCAGCAUCUCGAUGUCCGGAUCCGUUAAGCCCGCCACAUCCCUGGAACCAACUCUGGACAGGUUUCGGGUCAUACGCCGCAACCCGGAGCUUCGAUCCGGUCACGAGGAGUUGCCGCAGUCGGUUGGAUCGGCCCCGUUCCCGGCCGGAAGGGCCCUCCGUGCAAGAGAAUGGAGAGGAGGCCUUUUCUGCCGGGUUUUGGGGCGGGAUCGGAAGGGAGGGAAGCAAGCGGCUUGAGCGUCAGGCCCACGGCUUCAAGGGAGCGAUGCCUCUCUUCUGCCGGUCUUCUGCAAUAGCGGUAACUCCUGGCUCACGGUGCGACUUGUCACUACCCAAUUCCGUAUUUUCGCGAGCGGCAUUUGGGAAAAUGGACUGAUUUGAUUGUGUCGCUAAUUAAGGGCAGCCAGAUGGAAGCGCCCCUUGGACCUGAGUUCGCCUGCGGGGCGGAC